AUGACAGGCUAUACAAAAAUAGAUUCUAUAUAAAGCAUAAGAUUAGUGCAGGUACUUUUUGAAAUUGGUUUAACAUUUGAAAGGUUCAUUUGGAGUUGUAUUCUUAUGUUAAGAUCUUCAGACCAAAGAAUAUGUGGCAAUGAAAGUAGAGAAGGAGGACAUCAAUUCAAUGAGUUUGGAAAGGGAAAUCUAAAUGUUAGACGAAUUAAAAAAGCUUCCAGGUUAGAAAUUUGCUAAAAUAGGGAUUCCCAAAAUAAUAUGGGCAGGAAAUGAGCAUAAUCAUAAUUGUUUGGUGAUGCAAUUGCUAGGCAGAGAUUUAUCCUACCAUUUAAAGGCUUUAAAAAGGUUUUCAUUGAAAUGCGUUGUCAAUAUAUCACUCCAAAUUAUCUAAAUAAUUGAAGGAGUGCAUAAGAAGUACUUAUAAAUUCAUAUAAUUUGACAGAGGAAUAAUUCAUAGAGACAUGAAACCAGAAAACGUAAUGACUGGAAAAGAUCAAGAAUCAAACUAAAUCUUUUUAGCUGAUUUUGGAAUUGCCAAAUUUUAUAGAGAACCUGAUGGAACACAUGUGUAUAUUAUAUCCCAUAAUAGAAAUAAAUAUCAGACCCUUCAAAGACAAUAAAUCCUUUGUUGGUACAACCAGAUAUGCAAGCAUUGGAGCACACAGAGGAUUUGAAUUGAGUAGGAAAGAUGAUCUUGAAUCAAUCGGAU
This is a messenger RNA of Paramecium octaurelia, 709 nucleotides long. Lineage: Eukaryota; Ciliophora; Oligohymenophorea; Peniculida; Parameciidae. The record is from the annotation of a GenBank genome assembly.